CGGAACAGCAACAACAUGUGGAGGAGGCACAGAGAAAAUUGGGGUAGACAAAGAAGCAGGCCGCUGAUCCCUGGCCAAGUGGCGAUGUUGUGCAUGUCGUCGACGAUGAUACACAAUAAGAGGAGUAGCGAUGUUUCUAACAGAAGAUGAGGAUGUCACAGGCAAUGGAGGCGGAACAAUGGGAAGAAUAAAAACCGCAGAAUCGGUUCUCAAACGAGACUGUGGAGGAGAUGGGGGUAGCAAGGAGGAACGCAGCCGUCUGCGGCCAAGCACAGAAAGGGAUGAAAGGGGGGUGGAUUGGGCAGGAUGUCGGAACAUCGAACACAAGUGUCGGGCUGGGGUAGAGGAAGCUAUACCAACCGCACGUGAGCGGGAACUCAGGGAACUCCAACAGGUCGAAAGGGUCUGCGAAAGGUUAGAAAGAGAACUGAAAGAGACUACUGAUAGAGAAAAAGAGAUAAAGAAUAGAGCUGCCAGGCUUGAUACACUAGAGACUGACAAAGCUGAGUUAGAGGGAUUGGACGAAACGGGUUCGUCCGACCCCAUGAAAGUGUUGAAGAACAACAAGUUGUCACUCCACGCGCAUUUAGACAGCAGGUUGGACUUCAUGCAGAGCACUUUGGACCAGAUCCUGGAUGUAUUGACAAGGCCAGGAUUCAGGCCACCAGCACAAUCGUUGUUGCCGUUAACGGCGAUGUCAGGUCCCUUUCCCGUACAAGCUGGCACACAGCCAAGUGGUACGUCUGCAGCAGUCUCACAGACUGUUGCGUCUUCUUCUUCGAGUCCAGUGGUGAUUCCUACAUCACCACAACAACCUGUUCAGCAAUCUGGACAGCCGCAAGGCCAAUGGUAUCCCAAUACCCCAAUGAAACCGCCUCUUGCCUUCUCAGGCGAGAGAAAGGACGAGGAACUCAACACAUGGUUGAGGACAGUCCCGGUUUGGGUGAAGGCAAAAAGGACCUUGCCAGAGGAUGAGGUGGUAACUGCAGCGUCUUACCUAGAGGGUAAGGCAGCCAAGUGGCUAGAUGGUGUAGUUGUGAAGGCCGGGUACGGGCGACGCAUGGCGGAUUGGGCUAAGUCUUUGACCUUAGACCAAUUCAUGGAGAUGGUAGAAGCUCGAUGGCAUAACCCACAGGAGGCUCAAAGGGCCACUGAUGCCAUAAACAAACUUGACCAACGCAAGUUCAGGUCAGUUAGGGAGCUUACGACUACCGUGGAGGCCCUGAUCCUCGUCUCGGGCAUCAACUACAUUGACCAGUUCUUGUUAACAACUUUUGUUAGAUGUCUUCCAGAGAACAUCAGGAACUUACUGGCUAGUGAGGCACGCACCGAGUACCACUCGUUUGAGACAUUGUCUAGGAAGGCCUUAGACUUAGAGGCAACACUAGGCAAUGCUCAACCCACCUCAGGGAACGACUCAAAGAAGAAGAAGAGUCCCCAGGAGUGGAAGAAGAAGGGGGCGAAGUUGAUGAUGGUUAAGUCAGAUGGGACCCAAACUGAAAUCGAUGAGCUCUCUGACUUGGUGGACUAUUCAAAGUGUGACGGCGAGGAGGUAGCUGAGGGUAGCACCCUCGCCGCGGUAGUAAAGACUAAGGCAGGUGGCCGAGGUAUGUACUACCUCGAAGUUGCUAAGCCCCAGAUCGACUGGGAUAAGAAGGUGCUCAAGCAAAAGUUGCCCGAUGGCCGAACUGUCAGAUUGACUAAGUUCAAGGCCAUCAGUAUUGUAGACUCCUAUGGCUGCUUGUGUGCAUCAGCAUUCUACAACUAUUACAAGCAAAACAAAGAGGAGGGUAUGUACCUUGUUUAUGUCUCUGAGAAGGGGGAGGCCGUUAAAACACCCCCAGAGAUAGAACGCGUUGUUGCUAAGUUCCCUGAUCUGUUCGAGGAGCCCAUAGGAGUUGUUGAUAAGGACGUCGUCCACACUAUAGAAAUCAUUUCAGGGAGUAAGACCCCAAAGGGAAGGAUCUAUAGGAUGGCCCCUGCCGAGUUAGAUGAACUUCGGAAGCAACUCAAGGAACUGACAGAGAAGGGAUGGAUUCGGCCUAGUACUUCCCCUUACGGAUCACCCGUACUAUUCGUACCGAAGAAGGGGGGUACUUUGAGGAUGUGCAUUGACUAUAGAGGCCUCAAUGCCAUCACAGUGAAAAACGCAGAGCCUCUUCCUCGCAUAGACGACCUAGUGGAUAGGGUGCAAGGAUGCAAGUACUAUACGAAGAUAGACUUGAAAUCUGGAUAUCAUCAGAUCGCAAUAAGACCUGAGGACCAACACAAGACAACUUUUCGGACUAGAUAUGGUCUAUAUGAGUUUGUUGUGAUGCCUUUUGGUCUUUGCAAUGCGCCGGGUACAUUCCAGCACGCUAUGAAUCGGAUCUUCUAUGACCAUUUAGAUAAGUUUGUCGUAGUCUAUCUAGACGACAUUCUGAUCUUCAGUAAGUCUGCCGAGGAGCAUGCAAAGCAUGUUGAGACAGUUCUCUCACUCCUGCGACAACACAAGUAUAAGGUCAACUUAGAGAAGUGCGAAUUCGGUCGCACUAAGAUACUAUACUUGGGUCAUGAAGUAUCCGCGGAGGGGAUUAGGCCGAAAAAUGCGAAGGUGGCUAGUAUUCGAGACUGGCCACGACCUCAGACUGUCACUGAGGUCAGAUCAUUCUUAGGAAUGUGCGGCUAUUAUAGGAACUUUGUAAAGAACUAUUCUACAGUCGCCUCUCCUUUGACUGAUCUAACUCGACAUGACACCCCGUGGGACUGGAGUGAUGAAUGCGAAGGUGCUUUCAAGAGUUUGAAGCAUGCACUCAUGAAUCAUGAAGUUCUCAUGGUUCCCGAUCUGCAAAAGCCAUUCAUAGUGACCACUGACGCAAGCCAAUUCGGCAUUGGCGCAGCGCUGGCUCAGCAGGAUGGGAAAAAGUUGAGACCGAUUGAGUACAUGAAUAGCAACGCACACACUCUCGCUGACGACCACCCGUCAGGAGAAGUGGUGCGAUGUGCUCGCAACCAAAUUGCGAGGCAGUCCGUCCACUGCAUGGGAGGAUCAUUAUACCCAGCGCCUCCGCGAUCCCUCCGAUGCGUCGUGUUGAGCAUUCUAUCCAGCUCGUGCCUAACUAUCGUGUUCACCAUGAGGCACCAUACCGACUCUCGAUUCCAGAGGCGACGGAACUCAAGCGCCAGCUUGAGGAGCUCUUUCGACUGUGUUUCAUUAAACCCAAUAACUCCCCUUGGGGUGCACCUGUCCUCUUUGCUCGCAAAGCGGACGGAACUCUCCGCCUUUGCAUCGACUACCGCGGCCUUAACCGUUACACGGUUAAGAACAGCUAUCCCACGCCCCGCGUGGAUGAGCUGUUUGACCGUCUGGCAGGCAACCGCUUUUUCACGAAGAUCGAUCUUCCAGAUCCGCGUUGCUGCAGUGGAUCAACCGAAGACCGCCUUCCGGUCGCGUUUCGGCCACUAUGAGUUCACAGUGAUGCCAUUCAGCCUCACCAAUGCACCCGCCAUAUUCCAAACGACGAUGAACGAUAUCUUCAGGGACAUCCUUGAAGAAUACGUUCUCGUAUACCUGAACUACAUCUUGGUCUAGAGUCGUACCUUAGAAAACCAUAUCAGACACCUCCGCAAUGUCCUACAGCGCU
Molecule: messenger RNA, 3623 nt
Organism: Chara braunii
Lineage: Eukaryota; Viridiplantae; Streptophyta; Charophyceae; Charales; Characeae
Source: the annotation of a GenBank genome assembly